AUGGAAAAUCGCCAAACGAACGAUGACUGGAGCCUUGCAAUUUUUAGCCUUCCUGUCUUAUACGGUUGGGAUCGCGGCGGGACCGUCGAAGAUCGUCAACGGCGACGAACUCAAACCCGGCAAGGCUCCAUAUAUCGUGGCUCUUACCAGAACCAGCGAAUCGAUGUCAAAACCAUUGAGCGAUAUGCGCCAGAAGACAGCGAUGCGGAGGGCCAUGAUGUUGCACUACUGAAGUUGAGCCAGAAACUCAAACUGCUGCCCGGAGCCGUCGAAAAGAUCCGGAUCGGCGCCAAGAAAGGAUCAGAUGACCCGGACGACGUCUUCAUCAUGGGAUGGGGUGUGACGCUGGCUAAUGUAGACAACGAGCACUGCACAUCGUUGGAAGAACGCGGCAUCCACUAUCUUUGCUUUGAGGCUGUGGAUGGUAUCUCGAAUGCAUGUAAGGGAGACUCCGGCAGUCCGAUCGUAUCGCGACGUACUUGCUGCAAGGAAAUGGUGCAAAUCACUGAAGCGGCUACACGAUUUUUAACGUAUAAAAGCCAACAAUGGAUAAAUCGGACCGUACUCCCGGAUCAGAACAUCGAGACUGGGAUUUUUGUAUUGACGACGAGGAAGGCGAUAAUUAGAGAAUUCGAGGCACCGAGCUUCUACACCGAAUCCACUGACAAUGGAAUCAUAUUAAAACUAGACAAAUUCAUCGUCGAUAUUCAUGCAGAUAUGGAGUUUUCGUUCAAGAAUUUAUUUUUCGGCCUUCCGAUCUGGCCACUAUCAAAAUUCAACAUUGGGCCGAAGAUUUGGUUCCCCUCAAAAAUCCCAUUUUUCCUCGACAUUUUUGGAGGUGUGAUAAAUCGCGUGGUACAGAAUUUGCUCAGAACAGAGAUCUGUAACUCCUUGGAAAACGUGGUGAAGCCCAGUAUCUUUGGCGAGCACUCAUUUCCGGUGGAAACGCAAUACGGAGAUCGGCGUGAGUAUCUCGUACAAACGCCACUAUUCAACGUGCUCCAUACCGAAAGGUUUUCUGAAGCCCAAUUCGCUUUUAACCUCCAAUUUUUGAGGGAGAAAUGUCCCUAUGAGGCACCAAAGUAUCCGAGAAGUAUGGAUACCACCUCCCAUAUAAAUUUUUGGCUAUCGGAGCAGAGCCUGAACUGUGACUUGUACGCCUUGUACCGUGGAAAUUUCUUGACGUAUUUGGUCACGAAGGAUCGGGUUCGGCUGGAGCUGUCGGAAUAUUUGAGGACCACAUGCUACUCCUACUCCAACUACAUCUGCAUGCAAACGUUUUGGCCAGACCUGGCUAGGAUGUACCCAAAUCAAUACCUUGACAUCUACGUUCAAGCCAGGGAGACGCCGAAGGUAGUACUAGCUGACAACAUUGCGCAUAUGACAGGCGAACUACAGCUCGAUUUCCAUACCCAUCCAAAGUCUAAUGGAUCCCUGGCGACUCUAAUGCUGACUUUCUCUUGCGAUCUAAGUGGUCGUUUGAAUAGAACGGUCCUAUUGGGAGGGAUCUCCAAUAUUCAAGCUGAUAUUCGGCAGACGCACUCGGUGAUUGGAUAUUUGUACCCGGAGAGGCUUCAAACCUUCAAAAACACGCUGAUCAGUGCGGUCGAGCGAGAGCUGAACCGCAUUUUUUCCUAUGUAGUGACGCAGCACCUACUUUACAACGAAGGUUUUGCAGACACGACAGCUAUCUCAGCAGCGGACGGUUACCUUCGACUCGAUCUGAACUUUGUACAUGGUAAAUUUUGG
Molecule: messenger RNA, 1749 nt
Organism: Mesorhabditis spiculigera
Lineage: Eukaryota; Metazoa; Nematoda; Chromadorea; Rhabditida; Rhabditidae
Source: the annotation of a GenBank genome assembly